This is a messenger RNA of Symbiodinium necroappetens, 3552 nucleotides long. NCBI's taxonomy places the organism in Eukaryota, Dinophyceae, Suessiales, Symbiodiniaceae. The record is from the annotation of a GenBank genome assembly.
AUGGUGCGCGCCUCUUUCCUUGCUGGUGCGCCGUUGCUCAGGUUCAAGAUCAAGGAAAAGACCAGGUACAAGCCCCUUGCCGCCGGUGUCUACUAUGAGACCUUACACGAAGCGCAUGAAGCCGGUUGGGUGCUCUCAACCACCUUUACCAAGUCGAGGGCUGCAGGAGGUAAAGCCGGGCAAGGAAAGUGCGGGGAGGGCAUUACCAACGAUGGUCUCGUGCAUGGGCACGUGUACUCCGUGCUCCGGGUAGUGGAAGCUUUUGGCAACAGACUGGUUUGCUGUCGAAAUCCCUGGGGCCAAGGCGAAUGGAAGGGCAAAUGGUCUGAUGCGAACUCCUUCGGUGAGUGGACACCGGAAAUGAAGGAAGCCACGAACUACCGUGGUGGUGACGAUGGCACCUUCUGGAUGAGCAUUGAGGACAAUGUGAUUCUGGCUCGCUGUGAACCAAGGGAUGCGGUUACCGGUUAUUUUCAGCCUUCCCCGAAAUCCUUAGUCGCAACUGACAGCCUCCGGCAACCCACGACUCCGGAGCAGAACAAUCAGUUUGCAGAUCUCCGCUUAGCCGCCAUGGCUGGCGACGAGCAGCGAAGCAAACCCGGCUGGAGCUUGGCGCGGGACAAACCGCGGCCCAAGAAGAAACAGGGCUGGGAAUGUCCAGCUCCGUCGGUCGAGGAUUGGGAAGACUACAAGUUGUGGUUAGAGCAGCAGGAGCGGAAGGAGGAACUGCCUGCAGCCCCUCAAAUCUUCCUCGCCGACUUCUCGCUGCUCUUCCACCAGGAUCCGGACGUCAAGCUUCCAUGGAUCCAUCGCGUGAAGUGUGAACUUCCUCGCCGCGUGGGACGGCUUGCUGGCGACUUGCCCGUCAGGGCCAGCUACAUAGGAUUCGCCACAGACUCUGCCACAGAAGGCUUUGAGUUGUUCAAAGAGGCAAUGGGCGAGAUUGGGAUCGUUUUGUGUCGGCACAUCCACCAUCCUCCGAACAGGUUCGAGCUGGCGCAUCUGGAGCAAUCUGACCUAAUCCUCGUGGAUGGAGGGGACCGCCGUCGGCUCUGGGACACUCUUAGCACAGACCUUGGGGCAAGCGAGGUGGCCGAGCAUGUGAAGUGGCGGUACCUCCAAGGUGCCGUGGUCCUUGCCAUCGGGGAAGCCAUGUCUCUCCUUGGACAGAAAAGUUGGUAUUGUUCUGGAACACAGCAAACGAUCAUUCCAUUCAAGGGCUGGGGAAUUUUCCCUCACAUCGUGGCGCCCGAGACGGAGGAGACUGACCUCGAAGACUUGGUGGAGCAAUUAGGCGGGGCUGGGGUGGUCAUCCUCGGCAUUCAUAAAGGUGCUGGCAUGAUCUUCAACAAGGAUGGGCUUGUGGAGCCCGCGCGGCACAUGAUUCAGGAAUACCGCUGGGACUGGCAGUCCUCCAGCGUGAAGCAGGCAUUGCUUCUCGGGCCUCCCAGAAACACUGGACUUCUUUGUCCGCUCUAUGCUGCGAGCCGCGAUCUCGGGGAUGCAACAGAACUGGAAGAUGUGUACUCGUAUGCCCUCACUCAAGAAGAGGAGGAAGACGAGGAUCACUUAAUGUCACAGUUUGAUCCCAGCGACAGCUGGCUGGAUAUGGAUUCGCGAAAUGAGGUGGAGAGUCUCAAGAAGCAGGGGAACGAAGCGUUCAAGGCAGGCAAAGCAGACCUCUCGGGGCUCUUCUACUCCAAAGCCCAGGUGCUUCUGCGAAGCUCUGCGAAGCCAUGGCGGAACCUGGAUGAGGAGUGGAGGAAGCAACUCGAGGAGAUUCGAAAAGCCAAGAGAGCGGACCCAAGCAGCGACAAGAAGGUGGGCGCGAGCACAGAGCUGGCAAGCUUGGAAAAUUACCAGGCCACCAACUUGCAGCUUUCCAUUCUACUGAAUCUGUGUGCCAGCAGCCUGCUUGCUUACAGCCAGGACGUGGCUCGAAAGGAAGAGAAGCACUCCAAUGAGGAGUUUGAGGGGCCUGAGCGUCCAGUUGCUCGUGCUUCGGCUGAGCAGAUGCUUGUGGAGGUAAAGGAUAACUUGGUCAUUGCAUUCAGGGCGGCCAAUGAGGCGCUUCGGCUCAGCCAGGGCCGCUCUGCGAAGGCUUGGUUUCGCAGGGCCGCCGCCUUUGAGCAAAUGCGAGACCCGCGCAAUGCCUUGCUGGAUCUGGAGGAGGCGCUGCUUCGGGAACCCGGAGACAGAGCCAUUUCCAGAAAGCGGAACGAGAUGCACGAGCUGGCCAGCAAGGUUGCCGAAAACAUGUUCUACGCCCGACACAAGGAGCUGGAUGCCCAAGAGCAGCGCUUGCAAUUGGGCCAACGUCGGGCGCUGCAUCUUCGCGGGUACCUGAACACAGACUCCUACAACGAUGAGGCUAAAGAGUUUGCUGUGGCGCAGCCGGUAGCACGGGAAGUUCACAGCACAUUGGAGGAGGUCGACGGCAGACCGCAGUUGCGACUGCCGACGCCGCCCGAGGCUGCCAAAGAUGCACCAUACCUCCUUAACCACGCCUUGUGGACGUGGGAGUUUCUGGUACAACGAAGCCCUGGUUUGCGAAUUCUUCGCAUCGAGGACGUGGACCUUGGAUCGGGCCCCCUGGAAUGGCUUUGCAAAGGCUUGCGCGGCCACAAGGAGAUCCAAGCGUUGCAGUUGACGGGCGUCCACUUGGGGCCCGCCGGCUCCAAGAUGUUGCGGAACGUCCUGGCACAGAACACGUCGCUGAUUGACAUGCAAUUGGAUCGGUGUGGUCUGCUGGACUCUGGACUGGCCGAGUUAUCAGCUGGUCUGAAGGACCAUUCCGGCCAGCUGGAGUUUCUGUCCCUGCGGCAGAACAUGUGGCUUUGGCUGAAGAAGUGCGAGUGCGAGGAUGACGUGCUGACAGUCAGGGCCUGCGACAUGGCUGAGGUUCACCUCCAGAAAGCUGGGCACCUCGGCUUGCUAAGAGAUCGCUGCAGCUUCGCGGUUUCGGUUGUGGGUACAGGCAAGCUGGCUGAUGUAUUCUGCGGCGAUUGCAGCCUGGGGCUAGGAGAGCUGGAUUUGUCUGGGAAUGCUUUUGGAGUGGCUGGAGCAAAGGAGCUGGCAAAGAUUCUGGGCCCUUUAGCCGCAGAGGAAUGUGUAAUGGGUGACAUACGAGAUGAAUGUGAUCUGCAGCAUGCAGAACCUUGCACAGGCUCGGGCUCGCACCAGCUGAGAGUGCUCCGCCUCCAGGACGGCUGGUCUAAAAGCUGGCAAAUCCACGUGAAACAAGCCCUGUCCGUGCGCAGUGGCAUCGAGACGCUUCUUCGAAAUGCACCGCUGUUUAGCAGAAAGGACUGCCUUCUGGAUCUGGUCGCCAAUCUCGACAAUGGCCGGCCACUGGCCCAACUGGACUUGCGUGUGAAUCCGAUUGGCCGUGGCACUCGACGGUGCUGGCGUAGCACCAUGGCUCCCAACCUCCGCUGCGAGGCCACGACAAUCCUAAACAUGAUAAAGUUGGUGCAUUGUUUUGAGCGCUCUUCCAGCUCAUUUGCCAAUUCGGCUGUUGGAUGCAGGUCCUGCUCUCGGAUCCUUGACUGA